AUGACGACUUCGCUAGUUCUGCAUCCACGCUGGGCGGACACCUUGAUGUACGUUUAUGAAAAAAGCCCGAAUGAAAACAACCAGAAUAAAAACCAAACAAUGGAGGGACUGAGCGGUAAUUGCCCUGCGACCCACUGCAGGGACCUGAUGUCGCACCCCGCGCUGGGACGACAUUCUGGCACCAUAGCGACCCACCAGGGCUCCGUCUACUCGGAUAUUUCCUCCACAGACACUGGCCGACAGUGUCCCGCUUCUCAAACAUCAUCAAGUGCAUCUUUGAGUUACGGUUAUCCCUUUGGAAACCCAUAUUACGGCUGCAGAUUAUCUCAUUCGCACAACGUGAACUUGCAGCAGAAGCCUUGCUCGUACCAUCCCGCAGAGAAAUAUGCCGAGCCCAGCACAGCGCUGCCUACGGAAGAGCUGUCUACCAGGGCGAAAGAGUUUGCCUUCUAUCCGAGUUUCGCCAGCUCGUAUCAGGCUGUUCCCGGAUAUCUCGACGUGUCGGUGGUGCCCAGUAUCAGUGCCCACCCUGAACCGCGCCACGACGCCUUGAUUCCCAUGGAGGGCUACCAGCACUGGGCUCUCCCUAAUAGCUGGGAUGGCUACAAAGAGCCAACACAGCCAACUCAUAUUUGGAAAUCACCUUUCCCAGAUGUUGUGCCAUUGCAGCCCGAGGUCAGCAGUUAUCGUCGAGGGCGUAAAAAGCGUGUCCCUUACACCAAAAUCCAGCUCAAGGAACUGGAGAAAGAGUAUGCAGCGAGCAAGUUCAUCACCAAAGACAAGAGAAGGCGCAUCUCGGCCGCCACCAACCUUUCAGAGCGUCAAGUCACCAUCUGGUUCCAAAACCGACGAGUCAAGGAGAAGAAAUUUGUCAGUAAAUCCAAGAACAGUCAUAUGCACACCACUUGA
Molecule: messenger RNA, 909 nt
Organism: Pelmatolapia mariae (spotted tilapia)
Lineage: Eukaryota; Metazoa; Chordata; Actinopteri; Cichliformes; Cichlidae
Gene: hoxc13a
Product: homeobox C13a
Exons: 2
Coding region: 1-909 (302 amino acids)
Biological process (GO): regulation of transcription by RNA polymerase II
Molecular function (GO): DNA-binding transcription factor activity, RNA polymerase II-specific; RNA polymerase II cis-regulatory region sequence-specific DNA binding
Source: RefSeq, a predicted model, not a curated record